Molecule: messenger RNA, 3171 nt
Organism: Haplochromis burtoni (Burton's mouthbrooder)
Lineage: Eukaryota; Metazoa; Chordata; Actinopteri; Cichliformes; Cichlidae
Product: MSL complex subunit 3
Exons: 14
Coding region: 656-2017 (453 amino acids)
Biological process (GO): chromatin organization; regulation of DNA-templated transcription
Cellular component (GO): MSL complex; NuA4 histone acetyltransferase complex; nucleus
Source: RefSeq, a predicted model, not a curated record
CAGAAAGAUGCAGACUGGUCGGAUUUUCGACUUUGUAUAAACGUGUAAUUCAUUCUAAGGGGGAAGCAGCGUUAAUUCUUUAAGGUGUGGGGCUCUAAAUGUAGCUUGGGAUGGCUGCUUAGGCCACAGGAAAAUACGCUUGCACAAAUAACGCCCAGGCUAGGUUCUCUUGAUGUUUUUCGAGUGGUUUCCGGGUGUGUUUGAUUAGCUGUGUGUCGCUCGCGGGUCACAAUUUAGAAAAAAAAAGUCAACACAACCUUGACGUUUUGUAAUGUUACCGGUUUGUUUGUGUGGAGGAGGCUGCUGAAAGGGGAAUUUCACAUGAAAAUUCUGUUGCAGUCAGUUAGCAUUAGAAGCAUCUUUAAAAAGCAGUAAGGGAGUUAUUACCCGGGCGGCUUGCCGUGCAAAGCAGAUUAAUGUCAACACACCAACCAACAAGCGCACCACGACAGCAGGGCUGCUAACUUUGCACACACAGGUCCUUGAUGUCUUGAUAGGUACAGAUGAACAUGGAAGACGAAUCCCGAAGUACCUGAUUCAUUUCAAUGGUUGGAACAGAAGCUGGGAUCGUUGGGCCGCAGAGGAUCAUGUCCUAAGGGACACCGAGGAAAACCGAAAAUUACAACGUAAACUGGCUCGCAAAGCUCUAGGUCGCAUGAAGAGAAAGGGAUGGGUAAAGAGGCGCCGUCGUCAGUCUGGUACUAAAUCUUCUCUGAAGACUCUCCCAAAGGAGGACGACAGCGAUGACGCGUGCUUAAUUUCAACUUCGGAAAGCAGCGACGGGGACGAUUCUGACCCCGAGUCUUCAAAUAGCGGGGACAGCACCUUCUCUGAGGACAUCAACAAAAUGAGGGUUGAGGCAGACGUGAAUGUCAAGAGGGAAUGUGAGGAGAAGGUCGUUCAUGUUGACAUCAACAUCCCCGAUGUUCUGAAGAAGAAACUGGAAGAUGACUGCUUCUACAUCAACAAGAGGAAGAAGCUCGUGAUGGUUCCCUGUCAGACAAACGUUGUGCACAUCCUGGAGUCCUACGUCAAGCACUUUGCGAUCAACAAAGCGUUCAUGGCCAACGAGCGGUACAGGCGUCAGCAGAGCACCACGCAGAGCGGCAGUCCACAGCCAAUCCCUCCAGAGAAAAGUGAGGAGCUGUGUAAGGAAAUGGUCGAUGGCCUGAGGAUUACGUUUGACUUCACCUUACCCAUGAUCCUUCUCUACCCCUGUGAGCAAGCCCAGUUUAAGAAGGUCAGCUCCUCAAGGCUCUUCCUGGCCAUGAAUGAAAGCUCCCCCUGCUCAAGCAACACCCAAAGAGAACGCAGUCCAAGCCCACUGGGACACAACCCGCCUACCCCUCAGUCCACAGACAGCCAGCCAGCCCUAAGUGACAUCUCUACUACCACCCCCACCACUCCAGCCCCAACCCCAAAGCGCCGGCGCCACCCCGAUAUGGACUGCAUUUCCUACCAGUCGCAGUCACUGAGGCGCUCUACCAGGAACACGUCCGGAGGCGACCGUCCAGCUGAGGGAAGCAGCGGCGGUGGAGGCAGCGCCACGGCGUCACCGCAGCUCAAACGGCGAGUGGUCGACACCUCAUCGCAGCCCAAGUUCUUCCUUAACCUUGACAAAAAGACUCCAGUGCACAGCGGCUCCUCUUCCCCGUUGCCUUUGACCCCAAGCAAAGAGCGCAGCGGCCCUUUCUACGGCCUGGAGAGCCGCAGAAACAACGAGCUCAAUGAGGUUUUGAGUUGGAAGCUGACUCCUGAUAACUACCCUCUGAAUGACCAGCCUCCUCCGCCAUCCUACCUGUAUGGGUCACAGCACCUUUUGCGACUCUUCGUGAAGCUUCCUGAAAUCCUGGGAAAAAUGCAGCUGCCUGAGAGGAGUCUCCGAGCCCUGAUUAAACAUCUGGAACAGUUCCUCAGGUUUCUGGCCGAGUUCCAUGAGGAUUUUUUUCCAGAGUCUGCAUACGUGUCGGCAUCUGAGGCUCACUACAGCAUGAAACAACCGAGGCCGGUUUACUGAAGGAGACAUGGGUCGCCCACUUCUUCCUUUGCUCGUCUCUUCCCUGACCUCUAACCACCCCCCUCAGCUUGUCUAGCGCUGACCUGUCUGAGCUCGUGUUUACUGGACUAAAUGUCAGCUUUCUCUGGAUUUCCGAUUUCUUCGCCUCUGGCCCAACAUUAGCUUUCUGGGUGUUGUACUGUGGAACAUUUGCUUCUACUGUCCCCACUAACCCUCGCCUAUGCUCUGCGUGUGGCAAUGUCACGCGCGCGAGGCCACGCCUGUGCCGCUUUGCUGUGGUUCAUGUCGAGGGCAGCUUUCUGUAACCCUUGGUAAGACUGAAAUCUUAGAAAACUGCUAACCAUCAAAGCCUCGCUUUCUUCACUCUUGUUCAGAGCUGCGACCACAUUGCGGUGCUCUGCUUGCCUGCCUUCCCGAUGAACCCAUUUGGGAUACUCGCAAGGGCUUUGUAUGCAGAUUUGCUUGUUUUUUUUGUUUGUUUGUUUUUUGUCUUUAAGCUUAGCCCCGUCCUAUUUGUGGCAACGCUGCCACCAACCUUCUGUAUACAGUUUCCCUGAGGCUGCAUUAGGACUCUCUCUCCCUGUCCUCAAUGUUUUCCUGCUUUCACUGAGCUGAUCAAAUUCACAGACUGUUCAAUAACUUUGAUUCAGGACUGAUUUCUUUAGGUUCUUGACAGUUUUAUGGUCUGUUCGGUGUCCUGAGGUCUGCUUUCCUGCUUUGUUUUGCAUGUCUGAUAACUGUCAGUCAUCUGAUUUUUAUCGUUUCUUCCCUCCUGUCAGUAAGAAUCGGGUGCAAUUUGUCCUAAAGCUCAUCUUCAGUUAACGGGUAGUCUUAAUGCACAGUUCUUCUAGACCCUGAAGCUUUUUUUUUUUGGACCAGUUCAGUUUUGAAUUUUAUGUACAAAUGUACAAUUUUUAAUGCAGCAAAAGAAACGACGUGCUUUACUCGUGAAAUUGUGAACAUGUAAAUAAAUGCUAAACGCCUGUUCAUCAGCAUGUUAUAUUUCUUUGUACACCACUGGCUCACUCCAAUAAUACCUCAGUUUGUUUUGGCCGCACACGCUAUGUACAGGAUGUCUGAAUUUUUCUGUUUCAUUUGAACGCUUUUGUUUCCUUCCAGCUCUGUUCAUAGUUCAAAUAAAGACGUUUUCUGAA